GCGAGUUCGCGCGCCCGAAACCUUGUGCGGCUGCAACAGUCUCUCUGUGUCUCCUUCAAUCUCUCCAUCAUGCCCCGUUCCCUGGCGCUCACAGCUGUUUCUAUUCCCCUUCUGCAUAACCCGGGCUGCAAUGAGUUCUCGUACUCGAGCAACUCAUGGGUUUCAUUGGCAAAGCUCAGCCACAUUUCGCUGAAUCGUAAGAACCAAUUUCAGCGAUUCUCCUCACUCAAUGGCAACGACAAUGUCAAUGGCUAUGGGUUGUCAGAUGCUGAAAGCUUCUCCACUAAAUCUCAAGGGGCAAUUGGAAAUAGUGAUAGUGGUCAAGGAGUACCUGUCACAUCCAACGAGAUUUUAAAGAAGUUAAGGAGAUACGGGAUAUCUGGAUUAUUGUCAUAUGGACUAUUGAAUACUGCUUACUAUCUUACGACAUUUCUGUUGGUAUGGUUCUAUGUUGCUCCAGCACCUGGGAGGAUGGGUUACGUCCCAGCUGUUCAGAGAUUUCUCAAAGUAAUGGCCAUGGUGUGGGCCGGAAGCCAGGUCACCAAGCUUGUACGAGCUGGAGGGGCCCUUGCUCUUGCUCCUUUUGUAGAUAGGGGACUGUCAUGGUUCACUGUCAAGUUCCAUUUUGAGUCUCAGGGCAAGGCUUUCGCCGCGAUUGUUGGAAUUUGCUUCGGACUAGCCCUCGUUUUAUUUUUUGUUGUGACGUUGCUUUGGGCCUAAAGCCAUUUCUGGUUUCUGUUCUCACUCCAUGGCAGGAAGUCAUCAUCUAUGAAUAUGAUAUUGGCUUCUUUAGAUUUCCUUUCGUGUUUCUCCAUCUAUGUUCUGUUUUGUUUUUUUUUUCUUUUUCUGUUUCUUGUUUCUCCUGGAAAAUGUAGAUUUUUUUGCUGUAUAUGCACUUACCAUGAGUGUCAAAUUUUUGUCAAUCUACUAUUAA
Messenger RNA from Prunus avium (sweet cherry), 934 nucleotides. Its product is annotated as Gag-Pol polyprotein/retrotransposon. The record is from RefSeq and is a predicted model, not a curated record. NCBI's taxonomy places the organism in Eukaryota, Viridiplantae, Streptophyta, Magnoliopsida, Rosales, Rosaceae.